This is a messenger RNA of Aspergillus mulundensis, 375 nucleotides long. RefSeq names its product ubiquinol--cytochrome-c reductase subunit 7. Gene Ontology annotation, biological process: mitochondrial electron transport, ubiquinol to cytochrome c. The transcript is spliced from 4 exons. The record is from RefSeq and is a predicted model, not a curated record. Bases 1 to 375 code for a protein of 124 amino acids. Lineage: Eukaryota; Fungi; Ascomycota; Eurotiomycetes; Eurotiales; Aspergillaceae.
AUGUCGGCCCCUUCUCUCACCAACUUCGUCGUCAAGCGCCCCUGGUUGAAGCGCUGGAUGACGCCAAUUGCCAACUGGUACACCGAUGCCGCCGGCUACAGAAGACUCGGUCUCAAGGCCGAUGACCUGAUCCCCGAGGAGAGCGACACCGUCCAGACCGCUCUCAAGCGUCUUCCUCCCAAGGAGGCCUACGACCGCAUCUUCCGUAUCCGCAGAGCCUUCCAGUGCUCUAUCUCGCACACUCUUCUCCCCCCUGAGGAGCACGUUAAGCCCCACGAGGAUGUCGAGUACCUGAGCCCCAUCAUUCGCGAGAUCGAGAAGGAGAACGCCGAGCGUGCCGACCUUGACAACCUUGUCGUCAACCGAAAGAAAUAA